Molecule: messenger RNA, 1261 nt
Organism: Apis florea (little honeybee)
Lineage: Eukaryota; Metazoa; Arthropoda; Insecta; Hymenoptera; Apidae
Product: PI-PLC X domain-containing protein 1
Biological process (GO): lipid metabolic process
Molecular function (GO): phosphoric diester hydrolase activity
Source: RefSeq, a predicted model, not a curated record
CUAUACGUGGAAGACUCUAAGGGACUGCCACGUGAAAUUUACACCGUGGUUCCGAACGAUUCGAACGGGAUUCAAAAAACUGGCGUGUUGGCCGAAUUUGUGCCCAGCGCAAACCUUUCUUUCGUAUCCAAAUGUAUAAAGUACGGAAUAAUAUGGAAAUCGAACAGAGGAGACGUAAAAAGAAUCGAUUGUUUAAGAACGUAUCCAACGUGGAUGAAAGACAUGAAAGAUAUUCUCGGUCCUUUGAGGAUAAAGGAUAUAUUUUUACCCGGGACGCACGAUUCCGCGGCGUACGAUGUGAACGGUACUAUGAUAAGCAUCAUUUCGAAAUUUGCCGUUACACAGGAUUUAGAUAUUCUUGGACAAUUGAUACACGGUGUACGAUAUUUGGAUAUUAGGUUAGGGCAUUAUCCCGAGAACAGUGAGGUUUGGUGGACCAUUCACGGCCCAUUUUAUCGUUCGGUCCCGUUAAAGACCGUUAUAGAUCACGUGAAAAGUUUUCUCGACAAUACCAAGGAAAUCGUGAUAAUGGACAUACGUGAAUUCGCCGUUGGUUUCAAUAAUUAUUCCGAUCAUCGUGCGUUGGUGUCGCAUCUGGAACACGAAUUUCGCGAUUAUUACCUGACCCGAAAUAAUCAAGGAUGGGGCGUCACGUUGAACGAGAUCUGGUCUUCUGGAAAAAGAUUGAUAAUCGGUUACGAGGAUUCGAAAGUCGUGGCUAAUCACGCAAGUGUGUGGCCUUGUGUGACGCAUAAAUGGGGGAAUGUCAAGACCGUUGAAGACUUGUACAAAUAUUUGCAUAAAGUUGAAACCAACAAUAGGGACAACGUACUGAGACCCCGAUCUGCGAUGGCGGAAUUGACCCCGGAUUUUAACGAUAUUAUCACGAAUAGAUUAGGAAAUCUUCGAGAUAUGGCGCAUAGAGUUAAUUUGAACGUGACUAAUUGGUAUAGCACCAUUUGGCAGUACACUGCCAAUAUCGUAGCAACAGAUUUCAUCAGAGACACGGAUAUCGUUCAAGUUGCUAUUAAAUCUAACAAAAAUCGUCAUUUGUACUGUGAGCAUUUAUUUAGGCGUUAAUUUCGUUUAAUUUGGUUAAUUAAUUAAUUAUUCGUUAUUAAUUAAGAAAGGAAUUUAUUUUAUAUUGAAUUUGUUUUGCAAUUGCUGUAAAUAAAUAUUGUAAAUAAUAAAUCGGUAAAUCUAUAGAUGAGAGAUUUUUAUGAUCUAUAAAUGUAUUCGAGCAAUAAAAUCUUUUAAAUAA